This is a messenger RNA of Acytostelium subglobosum LB1, 720 nucleotides long. RefSeq lists its product as hypothetical. The record is from RefSeq and is a predicted model, not a curated record. Lineage: Eukaryota; Evosea; Eumycetozoa; Acytosteliales; Acytosteliaceae. The transcript is spliced from 3 exons. Bases 1 to 720 code for a protein of 239 amino acids.
AUGUCAACAACAACUAUUCCCAACGAAGAGUCCUUCUCUCUCUUCAUCCAAACAGUUCAACACUGCUGUGCUGAACUCAACAAGCCAGACCUUGUCCCUGCCAGUCGCCUUGACCGUGCUCCCAGUCCCAAGGCCUACUACCUCAGAGUGUUGCACCAUACCCCAGACAAGUUCGCCAACGAGAGUGUUCCGGCUGAGGCUAUUGCUAAGAUCGAGUCCGCCAGAUCCCAGGCCAAGAAAGAGGUGGUGAUCAACAACGCCUUCUUCGACUCGGUGGACAUGAACAAGGUCCCAGGUCAAUGCGCAUGUUGCCAUAAGCCAUUUGGUCAACGACCAAGACAAAAUGGGUUGUACGAUGGUGACAAUUGGAGGUUCCGAGCAAGACAUUACGAUGCCGCUCUCGAGAAGGCCUUGGAGAGACAUCUCAUCAACAUGGAGGUUGCCAAGGAGAUGGCCAAGCGUCAACAACUCAAGGCCAAGGUUGUCAAGUUCAAGGUCGAUGAUGACAAUGGCGGACCCUCCAAUGUUGCUCAGAUCUCAAAGGUCAAGCCUGUCGAGUCGGAGGAUGAGGAGGAGCCCCCUGCCAAGCCAGCCAAGAUUGCCAAGGCCAAGGUCGUCGAGGAACCGGAGGAGGAGCCACCCGCCAAGCCAUCCAAGGCCAAGCACCAGGCACCACUCCUCUCGCCACCUGCCAAGGGUAAGGGAAAGGGCAAGAAGUAG